Molecule: messenger RNA, 1944 nt
Organism: Mycena citricolor
Lineage: Eukaryota; Fungi; Basidiomycota; Agaricomycetes; Agaricales; Mycenaceae
Source: the annotation of a GenBank genome assembly
AGGAUUUGGACCCGAUCCGUCUGUGGCACUUUUCAGAGAUGCUUGUUGACUGACGGACGUCUCGCAGUUAUCUGCACGGCGUGGGAUCUUACUUGACCGUCAAAAGUGCCCAAGAGCAGGGUGUGCUGGCGUGUUCCAAGCACUUUAUAGGAUAUGAACAAGAGACGUUCCGAGAAGCCAACUACGGAAGUGAGAUCAAGAUUCCCAUCAACUCCGAAUUUGACGACACGACUGCUCAUGAAUUGUAUCUGUGGCCCUUUGCCGAAGCCGUUCGUGCUGGCACCGGCACCAUCAUGUGCUCCUACAAUGAAAUCAACGGCACUCAUGCCUGCUCCGACGACGUUGCUCUGAACAAGUGGCUGAAGGGACAGCUCGGGUACCAGGGCUCAGUUAUCUCGGACUGGGGAGGCACCUGGGACACACUCAACUCGACUCUGAAUGGAUUGGAUCUUACCAUGCCGGGGCACGUCUUCUUCGAGGGAGCCAACUUUCCCAAUCUCUUCGGCGAUAAUCUGAUCGCCUUGGUACAAAAUGGAACUAUUCCCGAAGCACGUUUGGAUGACAUGGUUCUGCGCACGUUGGCUCCCAUUCUGCAGCAUCAGGACAUGAAGACAUUCCCCCGCCCCACAUUUGAUGUAUCCAACAUCCAGCUGCCCACGAACAACGUCCGCCGCGAUCACCACAAGAUCAUCCGGCAAGUCGCGCAGGAGGCGAUCACGCUCGUCAAGAACAACCGCACGGGCGGUGGCGGUCUCCCGUUCCCGGCCACUUGGGCGAUGUCCUCGCUUGCUGUGAUCGGGCAAGAUGCUGGCGCGGCGCCGUUCGGGACGACCUCGUGUGGCGAGACAGACCAGACGUGUUGGGGCGGCAACAACGGCACGAUGACUAUCGGAGGAGGGAGCGCUUUUGCCUACCCGCCGUACACGAUCGAUCCCCUGGCAGCGCUCAACGCGUAUGUCGCUGCGGACGGACCGGAUAUCAACCAGCAUCUGGAGAACUACAACUUGACGAUGGCGGCGGCACAGGCCGGCAACUCGGAGGCCGCGCUCGUUUUCCUGAGCGCAUACGCGUCCGAGGGGUAUGACAGAGACAAUCUCACGACGUAUCCGAACGGCGACGCUUUGGUCCAAGCUGUCGCCGCUGUCAAUAAUAACACGAUCGUGGUGCUGCACGUGCCCGGAGCGGUCAUCGUCGAGGACUGGAUCGAACAUCCCAAUGUUACUGCUGUUCUCGUCGCUCAUUAUCCUGGUCCAGAGAGCGGCAGCAGUCUUGUGCCUGUGCUAUGGGGCGAGAUCUCGCCUUCGGGCAAGCUCCCAUAUACCUUUGGCAAGGACCUUGCAGACUGGCCUCCGAAUGGAAUCGCCACCGACAACUCGACGCGUGUGGCCGAUUUCACCGAGAAGCUGCUCAUCGAUUACAAGUGGUUUGACGCCAAGAACAUCACACCACGUUUUGAGUUUGGCUUCGGCAUGAGCUACACGACCUUCUCGUACGGCCAGCUCACACUAAGAAAGUCGUUCAAAGCCGAUGAUACGUCGAUCCAACCGACUGCGGAACAGUUUGUCGAGCUGUCGUCGGAUUUUGGCAGGAGCAUGUAUGACGUGCUGUAUACCGCUACAGUGACCAUCAAAAACUCGGGCAAAGUCGCUGGUGCUGAAGUUGCCCAGCUGUACGUUUCGUUCCCAGCCGCAGAAAACAAACCUCCGCGCGUUUUGCGCGGUUUCGACAAGCUGCACCUCGAGCCGGGACAACAUGGAACUGCGGAGUUUGAACUGACUAGGAAGGAUCUGUCGGUCUGGGACGUAGUCGAGCAGAAAUGGAGAGUUCCGAGAGGGUCGUUCACGUUGCACGUCGGCGCGUCCAGUCGGGAUUUGCGCUCGAGUGUCGAGCAUGUAUUCAAUUGACCAAACGUUCGUGUUUUCCCCACCACGUAGUUCAAUGCCG